AGUAUGGACCAUAUCUUUUGUGGCUGUUCUCUCGGCCAUUCAGCAAUAUCCGCCAGACCUUUGUACUCUCCGUUAGGGUUUUAUGUCAAUAGCUUAGCAACGAUGACAACGUUGCAAGACUUCAAUAAUAGUCCCAGUAUAUCUGUUGAAGCUAAAAUACUUGACUGCAUACAUAUACCUCCGUCUGUUAUGCAAACAUUUUGAUCAUUAUGAUUGCUUUUGAUUUUGACUCAUGUGGAUAUAUCAAACAAUAUUUCACAACCCCGGAUUAUUGAGUUUUACGUCGUGGUGUGAGAUUCUUCUGCCAAUGGGAUGUUGCCUAUUAAGUUGGAGUAUUGAUUGGAGCACUGUGACGAUAAUGUGAUUCACUGCACAUUGAUUAUCAAUUUUAGAAAAGAAGAUCAACAUUAUCAUACCACUUGUUAACAUCGGGGGAUCCAAGUCACAUCCUUAACCGUCCAUAGUUGGGCCUAUUUGCGAUUUGUUGUCUAAUUCCUACCUUUUGAAGAUACUUAUAUAUUUGGAUCAAGAUCGAGGGAUCGAAAGGCAUAAUAAAUUCGUUUCAGAAGACUAUUAAAACAAAAUGGGCGACGAAGCGGAGAAUGUGCCCGCCGAAGGUGCCGAGGUUGAUCCUCAAGCAGAAAUGAAAUCGAACAACAAGGAAUUCAUGCAUCUCCUGAAGGAGAAGAAACAAGCAGAAGAUGCUCUUGCCGAGAAAGUCAAGGAAUUGCAUCGAGUCGGAGGGAGAAAUUAUGAACUCAUGCAACAAGUUGAACAACUAGAGAAAGAGCUCGCUGCAGCGAAGGAUCAGAAUAAAGCACUGGAGAAGAAACACAAGGACGAAAUGCUGAAGGCCGUCGAGAAUAUACCAAGUGAGAUGGGCAGUACAGCUAAUAUUUCCAAGCUUAAGAAGAUGAGACCAAAGACUGGUGUUAAACACGCCAAUGCUCGACUGAAACCAAGAAAGAAAGCAGCGGCAGCAUCCAACAAAAACCUGAAGAAAGAAGCCGAGGCUGAGGCACAAAAAGCAGCUAACGAAAAGGAUACAUACAAAUAUUACGAGGAAAUCGCCGAGAAAUUCCCCAACUUAAGACUCUCUGUGUUGAUGGUAGCAGAAAAGAAAUUCAUCGAUGCCGAUAUAAACGGAGACGGAACGAUCGAUGGCCAUGAAUUGGAGAAAAUUCUGGAGAGCGGGAAUAUGCUAUUCACAAAACAACAAGUAAUGGAUAUUGUCAAGGAGAUUGAUAAAGAUGGAUCAAAUGAUUUAGAUUUCAUGGAAUGCCUUGUGGUCAUUGACCGGUUACACCAGAACAAGAAGACCGCGUUACCUACCACACUGGAACAAAAUAAAAGCUCUGUUUGUGCGAUACAGUAAUUAAGGAUAAAGACAUUUUCUAUCGAGUAUUAACAAGAUUUGGUAAAAUAGAAACUCAAACAUGCAUUCGAUUUGAACGCGGUGCUAACAAAACAUAAUUGGAUGCAGCAUUUAGGAUUGUUAUAAUCUGUAUACCUCAGCAUUAAUUGUGCCUCAGUUACACUUUGACGAAACCAACUUAUGGCUGACCAAUGAUAUGCCAUGGUCUGUCUCAUUUGGAGUCGGUUUUAACUCACUAGGACUUAUAGUUGAAAGGAUGUACCUUUUCGAGAAAAAAAAGUUAAAAUAUCAAACUACUACAUGUAGAAGGUGGUCACACAUCACUGGUUGAGAUGGCGGUUCAUGGCGGUUUGCCCUAGUUUGGUGCAAUCUGAGAUGUUCAUCGAAUUUGGCCACUUCGCCUUAAGUGGGUUAUAAUGUUUCUUUCAGUUGUGCUUGCCCAACAAAGCAAUACGCGCCUUUUUGCAACCCAUUGACAACAAAUUAGCCAAACUCUUCUGAUUGCACACAACUUCGGAGGCAAACUGCCAUGAACCGCCAUCCAAACCUGCGAUGUGUGAUUAACCUACCACGUUGGUUAAAACAAAGUUGUUUGUAGAACAAUGAGAAUGGUUUAUACAUUUAACAUAAGAGCAUUAUUAUCUCAGUGAAAGGUGAAUGAAUUAGAUGAAAGAAUGUUUAAAGAAUCGAUCAACUCACAUGUAUGGUAAGCAUUUCGAAGCUGGGAGUACACAGAUGAAUAUCCGACUGCAGAGAACUGCAACUUAUGGCGGCCAUAACUAAGGGGCUUCCAAAGAAGAAUAAAAACACUUUAAAUGGAUUAUGAAAUGAGACAGGUGCGUUGCUAUGGCCGUGAAUGAAUAAGCUUUAUAUCAGAGCCCCUGAUUAGAUCAUUGUUGAAGCGCCGGCCAGUGCAAAUCUCAAAAAAAAAAAAAAAAAGCAAGCCUAAGUGGUUUAUGGUCGUUGAUGGAUUUUUUUUAAUGAGAAAUGUAAAAGUGAAUAGGUGUCUUUGUCUUACAGAAUGUGAAUGUUCAAAGCUAAUCUCACCACAUACCACCAGACCAUCAACAAUGUUUCUUUUGAUAUAACAAUGCUAGUUUUUGUUGUGUCAAGCCUAUAUGUAUUUUCAUGGAAUUUCUUCCUUUCCCUAAGUGGCGCUAGACUCUAUUGUGAAGAAAUACCAUUGUACUUUGGGUUCUUAAUGACUGUGCUAAUGUGCUAUGUAAAUUACAUGAACAAGUUUCCGAGUGCUAAUGACCUCAUUGCAAGGCUAGCUCUUUGUGAGUAAUAUGUGCAAAAUUCAAUAUUUUCCAGAAAAUUAUUGAAUAUCUGUAUCAAUUACUGUUCUCUUUAAAAGUUUAAUAAUAUAUGAAUUAAGAAACUGGCUAUUCUGCUUAUUUACCAUCUAAGAUGAUAAUUCCAAGUAAGAAAGUUGCAAUGACCUAACCAGUGUUUUAUUUUUUCAGAAGUAAAUUUGUGAUUUUGCCUCCUCAGAAAUAACACAUUGAGAGUUCAUAUUUUCAUUAAAAAAACCCAGAUGUGCAACACAGUGUUGUUUUCCAUAUCAUUUGGAAAUGUAUAUUUAGUAAAAAGCAAGAAAAGUACAGAUAUAGAGUAGUGGACUGUUUGAUCACAUUCCACAAAAUUGGUUGAAGAUGUGCUUUGUGUUUAUUCAUUUUUUUUAAUAUGAUGGUGCCAUCUUUUAUAUAUAAGGAUUAUGAUAAUCUGUAAUAUUAUUACUUGUUAAGUUCAGAAAUGCUUAUUGAUUUUUUGUCUAUAUAUUAUGCCAUUGAGUAUAUGUCAAGUGCUUUUUGUCAUUAUUUAUUAUAUGUUCAUAAUCAUUGUCAAUUAUGUUUAUCAUUGUAUAACAUGUUCUUCAAAUAUACUUUCUAUAUUAAAUGUACUUUUAUCAUCAUACAUUUGAUAACUUCUAUGUCUUUUCAGACAACCGUGUCCCUCUAUAUGGAAUUGGAAAUAGCCGGUUUUUUUUUUAUAUAAUGAAGUUGAUAAAUUUAUAAACACAAUGGAAGGUGAAAUAACUGGCUCAAGGUCUUCAUUCAAACUUGGGAACAUAAAACAAAUCAAAGUAAUUCCACACACUCAUUUUAAAGAAUUUAAAUGUGGAACUAUGAAUGUGGAAUUAAGGGUUGAUCAAAUCAAUGUUUCAUUUAUUACAAUUUUUGUUAGAUUUUGGACCGUUUAAUAAGGGCUGCUGAGCUGUUACCAUGGUAGUUGCCAUAAUAAUAUUUACCAUAGACGUAACUGGGCCCUAGGCUUGCCUGUCAUGGCAACAACCUUUGAAGGAAAGAUUCUUUGAAGUGACAAGCCACUGAAAACCAGAAGUGAAUGAUACAUGUUAGUCAAGACAUUAGUUGUCGAGAGAACAUUUCAUGAAGCCAUUUGUAUUAGUAUGACUUUCAUAAACAAUUACAUGUGAACAGAAAGCCGAGUUGGAUUUACUGACCUUUUUGGCAAUACCUAUUAAUAUUCAGUGGAAAAUCAAAAUUGAAAUUAAUGACACAUAUAUUGGUCCAUGAAAUGAAAAUAGAAUUUUUUUAAUUGUUGGGGGGGAAAAGCUUUCCAUAAUCAAGUUGUAUGUAAAGUGAUGUCUUACUUUAAUAGCUUUAUGAAAUACCUAUGUCUUAGUAAUAAUAUUAGGCAUUUAUAUAGUGCCAUCUAUCUAGAAAUAUUCUAUUCCGAGGCGCAUUGUAUAUUAUUAUUACCCCAGCUUUAGCUCGAGCUGCCUUUCAGCGUUCAGUGCAUUCAAGGAAUUAAUCCUGCCGGGUACCCAUUCACCUCACCUGGGUUGAGUGCAGCACAAUGUGGAUAAAUUUCUUUCUGAAGGAAAUUACGCCAUGGCUGGGAUUCGAACCCACGACCCUCUGUUUCAAAGUCAGAAGACUAAUCCACUGGGCCACAACGCUCCACCUGUCUUACAAAGAGAUGCAAUAGAUCCAACUCAAACUCAGAUUGUGAUUGAUCUUAAAUUCCUAUCAUUUAACUACACUUAUUGAGAUCAAUCCCAUUAUGAGUUUGAUUUUUUAAUCUAUUACAACUCUUUGUCAAACGGGGGCCUUGGUAUUCUGAAGAUAUAAUAAGAACAAAUCAACUAAACAAAAAUAGAAAAUAAAGUCAAAGUAUUGUUUCAAUUUGUUUCUUUAUAAAACAAAAAAUAAUUGACGACUUGUCAAUGUCAUGUUAUUUACAACAUAACCAGAGUUUGAAUGAAAAUAUGGAUGAUAUAAAGGAAAGUAAUGCGGCACCAAGUCAGUACUUCCUUAACAAUAAUAAUAAUAGGAGGAUACCAUACCUCAUUUUGUUGGAUACAACCAAUAACAUAUGACGUAUAAAAUGAAAUAUAUAUAUGUACAUGUUUAAAGCUAAAUGUUGAAAUAAAAAAAGAGAACACCUAUAUAGGGCA
Lytechinus pictus (painted urchin) is the source of this 4796-nucleotide messenger RNA. RefSeq lists its product as uncharacterized. The coding region runs from base 584 to 1375 and encodes 263 amino acids. The record is from RefSeq and is a predicted model, not a curated record. Gene Ontology annotation, molecular function: calcium ion binding. NCBI's taxonomy places the organism in Eukaryota, Metazoa, Echinodermata, Echinoidea, Temnopleuroida, Toxopneustidae. The transcript is spliced from 6 exons.